This is a messenger RNA of Fusarium poae, 435 nucleotides long. RefSeq lists its product as uncharacterized. Bases 1 to 435 code for a protein of 144 amino acids. NCBI's taxonomy places the organism in Eukaryota, Fungi, Ascomycota, Sordariomycetes, Hypocreales, Nectriaceae. The record is from RefSeq and is a predicted model, not a curated record. The transcript has a single exon.
AUGUCCUACACCAUCAAAGUCCGUGUCUUCCAAACUAACCCCAAUGCUUUUUUUCACAUCGUUGAGAAAGCGUGCUGGCACUAUGGAAACGGCAGUCAGUGGACCGAGCAGAACGGCGUCCUGACUCUCACCAUGGGUAGCAGCGGUACCUCUGGUAUGCUGCGCUUCAAGACUGAGCAGAACAAAGAGGCCUUCUUUGUCGCCCUGGGUGUUCACAACUACAAGCCCUGGGUUGAUACAGUGACCGGUCUGGGUGACGACAUCACAUGUGUCAAGGCUCUGCCUGAAUACUACGGCAAUCCAUCAGACCGUACCCGAUCUCGCGAGUCUCAGCGUACUGAACAGACGAUUCUCAACAUUGAUCGCAGGAACAUUUCGACCAAUUACAAAGUUAAGGAGGGUAACAACCUUGAGCUUGAUAUUAUCAUUGGAUAG